Molecule: messenger RNA, 2229 nt
Organism: Phymastichus coffea
Lineage: Eukaryota; Metazoa; Arthropoda; Insecta; Hymenoptera; Eulophidae
Product: angiogenic factor with G patch and FHA domains 1-like
Exons: 9
Coding region: 404-2065 (553 amino acids)
Molecular function (GO): nucleic acid binding; protein binding
Source: RefSeq, a predicted model, not a curated record
GGUUUUUAUGCCUAAACUAUUUUUGCGCAUGACAUGUCAGGAUUCAUGUCAUUUUCUAAGUGUCAGAAUUAUUCUGUGAACACCCUUACGUGUUUUUUCUAACUCGUGUGUUAUUUUAUUGCUCAUUGUAAUCAUUGUAAUUUCCUCUGAUGGCUUUAUCUGCUGUUUUCGUCAUGCAAUGUCAGUAUCACCUGUAACACCAUACUUUAUUGGAUUUUCCAAAUAAAUAUGUCAAUACAAGGCCGACUGAUAUCAACAAACGUAGAGGAGGUUAUAUUGUCAGUCUGCCAUUUAAAAUACUAAAUAAAAUUUACAACAUCAGUAACAAGUUUUAUAAGAACAAUAAAUAAACGUUUAUAUAAUUUUUUGAAUAUGGUGUAAAGCUGUUGAUAAAUAUUACAAAAUGAUAAUGGAAGGGAAUGAAAUAGUAAUUGACAAGACUGCAGAAUCUGAGGAAAAUGAGAAUUUGGAAAAUAAGAAAUUUUCAUUUGAACCUCAACUAAUUGACAAAGUUGAAACAUGUAAUGAAGAUUUAGAAAACAAAGAUUUUUCUGUUGAACUUGAAGGUUUUCCAUACAUAUUAAAAUAUAUUAAAAAGCUUCAAGAGCAAAUAAAAGUACAAAAAAAUACAAUAGUUAAGUUAACUGUAGUAUUAGAAAACAAAGAAAUUCAAUGUGAUUUGUCAGACAAAAGCCUUGUAGAUAAUCACACACAGACAGAUUUGCCAAGAGACAAAUCACCUCAAGACUGGGUAAUCAGCAAUUCCAAGGAAGCAGGUACUUUAGCUGACCAAGUAAAAGAGGCUGCUGAAUCAGCUAUAUUGCAGACUGGUUUUGUCUACGAAAAAACCACAGGUUUAUAUUAUCAUUAUGAGUCUGGAUAUUAUUAUGAUCCAAAAUCUGGAUUAUAUUAUGAUGGAAACUCCGGAACUUAUUAUUACUAUGAUGAGGGUUCAAAGUCUUACAAAUUUCACAGUCAAAUUUCAAGAGAGUCAGCUGAACCUAUGGACAUAUCUCCUAGCAUCAUAAAGGAAAAAAAUAACAGACAAAAGAAUAAGGACAGGACCAAAAAAAUCAAGCUGAGCAAGGAAGCUAAAGAGAAAGAUGUCAUUGAAGUUGAAGAAGGAGAAUGUUCAGAUAGUGAUAAUGAGAGUAGUUCAAGUUCUGUAGAAGUAAUUACUAUUGGCUCCCCUGAAAAUAAUAAUGAAGAUAUUGCUAAAGAUUACCCUCCCUGCAUGCGGAUUAUUGUGAAAGAAACACAAAUAUCUAAACUCAAGAUUGGAACAUUGUUUCUCGUAACGUGCAUUGGUGGUUCUAUCGGUCGAGAAGGCGAUCAUCCGGUCUUGUUACGGGAUAUAAACAUAAGCAAAUAUCACGCGAAACUGCAAUAUAACGCAGAAAAGAGGCUUUACGAAAUCAUCGAUCUUGGUUCGCGCAACGGCACGUUAGUUAACGGUAAAAGAAUCUCCGCGGCGAAGCAAGAAUCCGAAGCAAUGGAAAUCGUUCAUGGUGCAAUUAUCCAAUUAGGCAGUACAAAACUAUUGUGUCACAUUCACAAAGGCAGUGAGACCUGCGGUCAUUGUGAACCAGGCUUAUUACAAACGACUAUUUCGGCUGAGCCAACGUAUCGCUCGACUAAAGCCGAACAUGAAUCUGAACGAAAGAGGAUAAAGCAAAAAUACGGCCUGGAAGAGGAUAAUAUCGACGAAGCGAGUCGCGUAGCUAUGGGAUACCAGGACCGAGCGCAGUCAAGGAGGAACAAUGUCGGCUCGACGUGUCAAUUCGCAAAAACUCAGCAGAGCUCUCUGAAUGAAUCGAUAUCAAAGGAUAAUCCAGGUUUUAAAAUGCUAGCAAAGAUGGGUUGGACCGAAGGCACGUCUCUCGGCAAAAGUGGCACCGGUCUCACAGAACCAGUGCCGCUGCUGCAGAAGGUCGAUAAAGCCGGUUUGGGCGCCAGUCAAUCUGCCUGCCCCGCCGCCGACGACGAAAGCGAUCUUCACUUGGUCGAGAAGAAACAGGUCAUCUGGAAGAAAACUCAGCAACGCUACGAUGAGAUUGCCAAGUGAUAUAUAUAUACACACAUACGUGUAUUUGUUCUCGAUAUGCACGACGACGUUCGCCUUAUUGCGACGCGUUCUAAUCAUGUUUGCGUACAAGAACACUUGAUCUCCUUUUUAUACUACGCAAUCAAUUUUUUCCCUUUUCUCUGUUAAUAAAUAUUGUUAACGGA